UUAGAGAAAAGAAGUAAAGUUUCUUUUGAUACUGUUGGAGAUCACUGAGUUUCGAUUCCAUACUAACGAAAAUUUUCGAAAAAUAACAAUUUGCCAUCUUUUUGCCAAACGAAUGGACAAUAAUUCAUUGGGGGAGCUACCUCUUCCUGGAUUCCGUUUCCAUCCUACUGAAGAAGAACUCCUCAGCUUCUACCUUAAAAGAACUGCCUCCGGCAGGAAGAUACGUUCCGAUGUCAUUGGCUUCCUCAAUAUUUACCAGCAUGAUCCUUGGGAGCUACCUGGAAUGGCUAAGAUAGGAGAGAGGGAAUGGUAUUUCUUUGUGCACAGGGAUAGAAGGCAUGGUCAUGGGGGAAGGCCUAAUAGGACUACCAAAGAUGGGUUCUGGAAGGCAACUGGUUCCGACCGUCAAAUUCGAAGCUUAUCAGACCCUAAGAAAGUUCUGGGGCUGAAAAAGACGCUAGUUUUCUACAAAGGCCGGGCACCACGAGGUUCCAGAACUGAUUGGAUUAUGAACGAGUACAGACUUCCUGAUAACCACCAUCAUUUACCUAAGGAGGAUGUGGUACUUUGCAAGAUUUACAGAAAGGCGACGUCAUUGAAGAUUCUGGAGCACAGAGCUGCAAUGGAAGAUAUUAUAUCAAAAACAGUUGACCCAACUUUAUCGUCUGCUCAGUCUCAGGAGGGAAAAAUCCCAGAAAAAAACUUGGGAGAAUCAUUCUCACAAAAACAAAGCACGAUCAAUCUACCAAUGACAAAGCAAGAAGAUGAUGACCUCUCUGUCCCUAAUUCAUCUGCUAAAUUUGGUUGUCUGAAUUAUAAUUGUGACUUGAAGGAGCUACAAGUACUAGAUGUGCCCAAGUUUAGCAUGGAUGCCACUACAGACGCAUUUUGGACUCAAAUGAGAAGCCCGUGGCUUGACAAUUGGAGCCCGAGUGUUUAUGCCAACCUUCUAAACUGCUCGCCCCAUUGUUGAAAAUCCCAAGUUAGUGUGAAUUACUACAACUGGAGGAUAAUUUAUGGUAAUCUUAGCCUCGCCUCACACAACCCACGAAGCAAUGUGUUAUGCGUGCACGAAUUAGGAUUUACGCCCCUUUCCUUCCAUUUAUCCAACAAUGCCAAUGCCCUCCCCACGACUACUAAGGGUUCUAGAGGGGCUUAACAUUUUGGAGAAUGGUGCAGAACGCAGCAAUCAGCACCCUGUUUAAAAGUGGGGUCAAAUCUUGACACUCUGACAUUGGCUAAAGUUGUGACAAAAUGAGGAAGCUAUCCAUAAGCAGAAAGAUG
Molecule: messenger RNA, 1284 nt
Organism: Coffea eugenioides
Lineage: Eukaryota; Viridiplantae; Streptophyta; Magnoliopsida; Gentianales; Rubiaceae
Product: NAC domain-containing protein 22-like
Exons: 3
Coding region: 113-973 (286 amino acids)
Biological process (GO): regulation of DNA-templated transcription
Molecular function (GO): DNA binding
Source: RefSeq, a predicted model, not a curated record